Messenger RNA from Halichondria panicea, 2395 nucleotides. Its product is annotated as ubiA prenyltransferase domain-containing protein 1-like. Bases 1384 to 2328 code for a protein of 314 amino acids. Gene Ontology annotation, biological process: menaquinone biosynthetic process; vitamin K biosynthetic process. Gene Ontology annotation, molecular function: prenyltransferase activity. Gene Ontology annotation, cellular component: Golgi membrane; endoplasmic reticulum. The record is from RefSeq and is a predicted model, not a curated record. Lineage: Eukaryota; Metazoa; Porifera; Demospongiae; Suberitida; Halichondriidae. The transcript is spliced from 2 exons.
CUAGAGCCCCUCCCUAGCUUUUUUAAUUCUGCAGUGAUAGCAAAAUAUGGCCUUCAGAGAGCUAGAGCUAGAGACAGAAAGGAAAACAGGAUUUGACUGUCAGCUUGUGGAGACUCCACCUGAUCACCUUCUACAGACAGAGUGUCCAGUUUGCCUCCAGAUCCUUCGAGAGCCCCAUCAGGUUACAUGCUGUGGCUACAGCUACUGUCUGUCUUGUAUUGAGCACAUCAGAAACAAACCUUGUCCGACCUGCAACGAAGAGAACUUCGCUGUAUAUCCGAACAAAGGGCUAAAACGCAGUCUUUACGCAUUGAAGGUUCACUGUAGCUAUCAGAAAGACGGGUGUGAGUGGACGGGGGAACUGGGGCAGCUUGACAAGCACCUUAACUCAAAUCCUACACCUGCGAAACAACUGGAUGGAUGUCAGUUUGUUGAAAUAGUUUGCCUUGAUUGUGAUGCCAUUGUAAAACGAUGCGAUUUUGAUCAUCAUAUUUCAAUUGACUGCUCUGUUACUGUUCUCUGUGAUUUUCACCACAUUGGAUGUGCCUUAAAACUUCCUCGUAAAGACAUGCCAGAACACCUGAGAGAGAACCUCCUCACACACAUCUCUCUAUUAGCCACCAGUCAUGCCAAACAACAGGAUGAAAUCACCAGGCACAAAGUUCAAAUUGCUGAACUGACUAAGCUCACUGCAGACCAGCAAAACCAAAUUGUUUUGCUACAUGCUGAGAAUAAAAGCCUGAGAAGUGUGGACCCAGAAAUUGAAAUUGCUCGAGAAAUAACAGUGCCAGUAGAAACUUCUGAAAUAGUUACCUUGACAAAUUUCCAACAACAAAAGGACGAAGACACUGUGUGGUUCUCCCCUCCUCUCUACACACACUCUCAGGGCUACAAGAUCUGCUUUGCUGUGUACCCUAAUGGAGACGGCGCCGGCAAGAACACUCAUAUCUCUGUGUACUCAUAUCUCAUGCCUGGGGAGUUUGAUGAUACACUGACGUGGCCAAUUCGAGGGGAGAUUCGAUACCAGCUACUCAACCAAGAAGAUGGAGAAAACCAUAGAGAAGGAGUGAGUACAUAUCAUGAGAGAAGGAGUGACAAGAGUUGUGCAAGAGUUCUCUAUGCUAAACGCUCUCAAGGGCUAGGGAUGGGAAGGUUCCUCCCGCAAGGUCUUCUCCCAAAAUACCUGCAAAAGGAUUGUCUCAAGUUUCGUAUCUAUGGUGGCAAUGUUAGAAUGUAAUGGACCUGUGUUUUUACUUGUGUAUUGAAGUGUUAUGGAAAAAAGCUCAUCUAUCUCAAUAACAGGCCGCCCUUAGUGUAAGUUUAUUUUGAUAUCAGCCUUGGCAAGUUGAUGACCUUUACCAACACAUAGUUUCAAGAAAAAUAAUGCCCUCUGAUCAACCCCAAAGUGAUCUUCUGGGUGCUCUCAGACCAUGGACCUUCUCAGCAUCCACCACACCUGUCGUAUUGGGAGCUGUCCUAUCCUAUCGUAGCGAUGGACAGUUUCGACUAGACCUUCUCCUACUCACACUAGGCGCCGUACUCUCGGUGAAUGGAGCUGGAAACAUGGUCAAUAGUUACUUUGAACUCAUUCGAGGCUCUCGCUCGACUGCUGUCGUGACUACAGAUCCAAGAAUCGAUCGCAGACGACGUAGAUCCAGUGACUCUGACGAUGAAAUCGAUCACUCUAAACUCGUUAAUUUUGCGGCUUAUUUGUAUUUUUUUGGAAUGAUCUGUUUGUGGUUAUUGAUGAUGUUCUCCCCUGCCAAGAGUCAGUUCUUGGCCGCACUAUUCUUUGGAGGUCUCUCAAGUUCGUUUAUAUACACAGGGGGCAUUGGACUCAAGUACUACAUUAUUGGAGACAUUUUAGUGAUGUUCACAUUCGGCCCCCUUGCUGUAUUGUUCUCGUAUGUUGUUCAAACUGGUACCGUCUCGAUGGGUCCCUUACUAUUGGCUCUGCCGCUAGCUAUCAGCACUGAGGCCAUUCUACAUAGCAAACACAUACGAGACUUGGAAAAAGACAAGUGUGCUAACAUGGUGUCUCUAGCAGUUCUCCUCGGCAAGCAAGGCUCUUACUUCCUCUUCACCAUGCUCCUGUUUCUACCCUACUUGGCAUUUGUCAUAUUUGGCACCCAAUAUUCGCUAUCCCUUGCACUGCCUCUACUCAGCAUGCCCUAUGCUUUCAGACUCGAGAGAACGCUAAGAGAAAACGGGAUGUCUAGAAGCAUCUCUACGAGUACUGCUAAGCUGAACCUUGUUAUUAGUGUGUUAUUCACAAUUGGUUGUUUGUUCACUAAACAGAUUCCAUUCAUCGAUCUUUGGGUGUUUUAGUUUUUAAUUUCAUGCAGCAAUGCAUAGUCAUUAUUCUUGAUCAAUUUCAAAAUAUUUUAUGUUCCCC